CACACACACGGACACAUGAGCAAGAUAAGAAGGUCGUCCCACGCCACAUGCGCGGCCGCUGGGGAGGGAGGACGCGUCGCCCGCCUCACUCAUUCCCCUCCGUGACUCCCUGUGGUGAAGGUCCUCCAGCAGCGCCUCGCUCCACUCCGGCACCAACACCCGGCGACACCCGCACCCACAUUAGCCACACCACGGCCAUGGCAGCGUAGGGCACGGCGCCCCCACUAGGCUGCCCUAAAGCGGCCACAGCACAGACACAGCAGCGCGCCACAGCGACAAUACAGAAACCACAGGCUCUCCUCACUCCCCUUCAGAGUUACACAGGGGUAUAUUUCACCGGGAGGGACCCCUAGGCGCACCCCGUCCCUCCCCUCCCCACCAGGCGCCAUGUCUCGCCCCAGAAGCCUCGUCCCUACUCUGCUGCCGCUGUUUCUCCUGCUGGUGGCGCUGCUGAUACCCUGCUGCCCUGCUGAGGACGCACCAGCACCAGCAGCGGCAGCAACACCAGCAGCACCAACAGCACCACCAGCAGUAGCAGACUCGGACGCCGCACAGCAGCAGGAGGAGCCGGCCAGGGAGAAACGGUUCCUGGGAUCGCUGCUGCGGCAGGAUGGACGGCUUCCUGUCUGGGGCUACAAGAGAUCCUUCAUCGGCCAACAGGACGGGAACCCUAGCCACGAGAUCAUGACUUCCGCAGCGGCGUCUCCUGGAGGUACCUUGCCCGAGGACGCUGAGGCUCAGGCUCUGGAGAAGCGACACUUGUCCAGCCUGGCACGCAACAACGCCUUCCCUAAGGACCUGCGGGAGAAGAAGUACUUCGCAUCAUUGCUCAAGUCUCGAGUGAUGGGCGAGGGCACCAAGUUCAGCCCGCAGGACGCCGCUGACGACUCGGAGUCCCGCCUGCAGAAGCGGUUCUACGCCUCGCUGCUCAAGUCCGACACGCCGCCCCAGACUGCCUACCUCAACAGCGUGUUCUACCGCCAGGACAAGCGGCACUACGGCUCGCUGCUCCGGAGCGGCCCGCUGCCCUUCAUGCAGGACAAGCGACACUUCGGCUCGCUGCUCAAGAGUCCCAGCUACCGCGGCAUCUCCAUCCCCGGCAAGCGAAGCGUGGGCGGCGCGGGCGGGGCUCAGGAUGACGCGGUGCGCCAGCUGGAAGACGUUCGGGAGCUGUCCAAGCAGCAAUUUUCAUCCUUGCUCGCCAACCACCCUGACGACGAGCUGGAGCUGCAGCGGCGCCUACUGGCGGCUGGCCUCAUCAGCCCCGGAGCCACGCAGGACCUGGCGGCGCUGAUCACACCCUGGGACGCCGUCACCCUGCCGGACCAGGACAAGCGGCAUAUUGGGUCCUUGUACAGGGGCAAGAAGGACGAAGACGGCCUGUAUGACCUUCCUGAAGACAAGAGGCACAUCGGCUCCCUGUACCGAGGUAAGAAAGACGAUGAUGAUUUGUACCAAGAACUUUCUGAAGACAAGAGGCACAUCGGCUCUCUGUACCGAGGCAAGAAGGACGAAGACAACCUUUUGGGUUUUCCUGAAGACAAAAGGCACAUUGGGUCUCUCUACCGCGGCAAGAAAGACGAUGAUGAUUUGUACCAAGACCUCUCAGAAGACAAGCGGCACAUUGGUUCACUGUACAGGGGUAAGAAGGACGAAGACAACUCAUAUUACGACCUCUCAGAAGACAAGAGACACAUUGGUUCACUGUACAGGGGUAAGAAGGACGAAGACAACUCAUAUUACGACCUCUCAGAAGACAAGCGGCACAUUGGUUCACUGUACAGGGGUAAGAAGGACGAAGACAACUCAUACUACGACCUCCCUGAAGACAAGCGGCACAUUGGUUCACUGUACAGGGGCAAGAAGGACGAAGACAACUCAUACUACGACCUCCCUGAAGACAAGCGGCACAUUGGUUCACUGUACAGGGGUAAGAAGGACGAAGACAACUCAUACUACGACCUCCCUGAAGACAAGCGGCACAUUGGUUCACUGUACAGGGGCAAGAAGGACGAAGACAACUCAUACUACGACCUCCCUGAAGACAAGCGGCACAUUGGUUCACUGUACAGGGGUAAGAAGGACGAAGACAACUCAUAUUACGACCUCUCAGAAGACAAGAGACACAUUGGUUCACUUUACAGGGGUAAGAAGGACGAAGACAACUCAUAUUACGACCUCCCUGAAGACAAGAGACACAUUGGUUCACUGUACAGGGGCAAGAAGGACGAAGACGAUCUGUACAACGGCCUUUACGAAGACAAGCGUCACAUCGGCUCCUUGUACCGGGGGAAGAAAGACGAAGACAACUUGUACAAUGAACUUUCUGAAAACAAGAGACAUAUCGGGUCCUUGUAUCGCGGCAAGAAAGAUGAAGACAACAUGCAGGGGCUUUAUGAAGACAAGAGGCACAUUGGCUCCCUCUACCGCGGUAAGAAAGAUGAAGACAGCUUGUAUCACGUCCUUUCUGAAGACAAAAGGCACAUCGGCUCUCUGUAUCGCGGCAAGAAGGACGAAGACAACAUGUAUCAGAGCCUCUCCGAAGACAAGCGGCAUAUUGGCUCACUGUACCGUGGAAAAAAAGACGAAGACAACGCCCAAGGCCUAUCUGAAGACAAGCGACACAUCGGCUCAUUGUAUAGAGGCAAGAAAGAUGAAGCCAAUUUUGCUGAAGACAAACGCCAUAUUGGGUCUUUGUACCGCGGCAAGAAGGAUGAAGACAACUCUCAAAAUCUCGUUGAAGACAAAAGGCACAUCGGCUCCCUGCUCAGAGGGAAGAAAGAUGAAGACACCGCCCAAGGCCUCUCUGAAGACAAGCGACACAUCGGUUCACUGUACAGGGGGAAAAAAGAUGAAGACAACCUUGCUGAAGACAAACGCCAUAUUGGAUCCUUAUACAGAGGAAAGAAGGACGAAGACAACUCAAAAAACAUUCUUGAAGACAAGCGACAUAUUGGGUCACUGUAUAGAGGAAAGAAGGAUGAAGACAACUCCCAAAACCUUUCUGAAGACAAGCGGCACAUUGGCUCCCUCUACAGGGGAAAGAAAGACGAAGACAAUACCAACAGCCUCUCUGAAGACAAGCGGCAAAUCGGGUCCCUGUACCGCGGUAAAAAGGACGAAGACAAUGCUAACAGUUUUGCUGAAGACAAGCGGCACAUUGGCUCUCUUUACCGGGGAAAGAAGGACGAUGACAGCAGCAGUCCCUCUGAAGACAAGCGCCACAUUGGCUCACUCUACAGAGGAAAGAAGGACGAAGACAACACCAACAGCCUCUCUGAAGACAAACGACACAUCGGCUCACUCUACAGAGGAAAGAAGGACGAAGACAACGCCAACAGUCUCUCUGAGGACAAAAGACACAUCGGCUCCCUGUACCGCGGCAAGAAGGACGAGGACAACGCCCACGACCUUUCUGAGGACAAGAGACACAUCGGGUCACUGUACAGGGGGAAGAAAGACGAGGACAAUGCCAACAGUCUCUCCGAGGACAAGCGGCACCUCGGGUCACUGUACCGCGGCAAGAAGGACGGGCAGGCCUUCCCGACAGACCUCAUCCAGGACGAGGACGACAUCGAGCGCGGCCUGCACGACCUGCCGGACAAGCGUUACUUCGCGUCGCUGCUGAGGAACAGACAGUCAGCCCUGGCCCCCUGGAACCCUCCAGACAAGCGCCACAUCGGCUCCUUCUUCCAGAACAGACAAGUGCCCUUCGGAAUGCAGGACUCCGCGGAGAAGAGACACCUUGGCUCGCUGCUGCAACACAGACCGUCAGCCUUCGCGCCACACGACCUCACGGCGGACAAGCGACACAUCGGCUCCUUCUUCCAGAACAGACAGGCGCCCUUCGGCACGCAGGACCUCUCGGCAGACAAACGUCAUAUCGGCUCCUUCUUCCAGAACAGACAGUCCCCGCUGAGCCUCCAGGACUCAGCGGAGAAGAGGCACAUCGGUUCCUUCAUGCAGGACCGGGGCCCGCCCUUCGCCCCAGACCAGGGCUCGGGGCUGCGGCGACGCAAGCGGUACAUCGGCGCGCUGGCUAGGACCAACAACAUGCCCUCGCCAUACUCCAGGGCGCGCCAGAACCGCCGCGACGCCCCUGACCCGAGCCGCCGCCGCGCCCACCUGCUGCAGCGCCUUCUCAACAUGGAACGACAGCGGGACCUCCUCCGCCAGCGCCAGCGUCAGGCUCUCGUCACACGCACACAGAACGCCGCCAUGAUGCUCAAGUACCUGGAGCACGCUGCCCUGGACGACGAGGACGUGGACCUGGACCUGCAGCCAGCGCGGGACGUGGGCGUCGAUCUGGAGCUAGACGAGGAGCCUGAACCCCGCCCUGACCUGGACCACCUUCAGUACACCAUGGCCGCCGCGCCCCUCGAGGACAACGCACUCACCUACCACAGCGCCACUAAACGCUUCCUGGGGUCACUAGCACGCAGCGGGUGGUUCCCAAGACGCUACAGCGGCGCCUACUCUUUUGACCUUCAGAAGCGUGACCUUGCCUCGCAGCUGCCCUUAGACGACGAGGAGGAGGACGAGGAGGAGGAGGAAGAAGAGGAUAAACCUUUCUUUACUUUCUCCUACUAAUAGAUGAAGAGAUGAUGUGUCUUUCUCUCUUUUUCUCUCUUUAUUUCUCUUUUU
Molecule: messenger RNA, 4644 nt
Organism: Portunus trituberculatus (swimming crab)
Lineage: Eukaryota; Metazoa; Arthropoda; Malacostraca; Decapoda; Portunidae
Gene: Nplp1
Source: RefSeq, a predicted model, not a curated record